AUGGCUGGGGGUUACGACCGCGCAAUCACCGUCUUCUCGCCAGAUGGCCACCUCUUCCAGGUCGAGUACGCCCUCGAGGCGGUGCGGAAGGGCACCACCACGGUGGGGGUGAAGGGCAAGGAUUGCCGGGGGCUUCGACACAAACCGAGCCUCACCUCGCCCAACGCGCCCGAACCGCCCAACGCUGCCAUGAAGCUGGAACUCCGUGACGCGAGCUUCGCGGCGGGGGGGCUGCUGCUUGGGGCCUGGCUGUCCUGGGCGCUGCGCCCUGCGGCGGACAAGGCGGAGAAGGCAGCGGAGAAGGUGCCCGACGAGGCGGAGUUUCCCUCGGAGGUGGCGGCCCUGGAGGCCCGGAAGGCGGAGCUGCAGCGUCAGCUGGGCGCCGAUCUGCGGGGCGCCGCCGUGAUGGCCAUGGUCUACCUGGGGGAUCAGCUGGGCCUCUACCGCACCAUGGCCAGCGACACCUGGACAGCCUCCAAAUUGGCAAAGGCUGCUGGUGGCCUGCAGCCGCGGCUUGUGCAGGAGUGGCUGGCGCAGCAGGCGGCCUCCGGGAUCUUGGAUUUUGACGCGGCCAGGCAGAGCUUCGCGCUGCCCGCCCCUUGCCGCGCGCUGCUGGCGGAGCAGCUGAGCGGCAGCUUCUUCGCGCCCUACGCCACCAUGAUGCUCGCCUGUUGGAAGCGCCUGCCUGCGAUGCUCCAGGCCUUCCGCGGCGGGUGCCUUGCCCCCAGCUACGACGAGGCCGGGGAGGACCUGGCGGACGCCAUGGCGAGGCUCCACGUGCCGGAGGUGAAGUUCUUCUUCAUCCCCAGGGCACUGCCGGUGAUCCAGGAGGGAUCUCUGCUGCAGCGCCUGCACAACGAGGCGCUGCUCUGCGCGGACAUCGGCUGCAGCGGCGCGGACUGCACGCUGGAGCUGGCAAGGGCCUUCCCGAGGAGCCGCUUCCACGCCUACGAGGUGGCGGAUCCAGCCUUGGCGCGGGCGCGGGACAAUGUGAAGCACACAGGCUUAAAGAACCUAUUCGUGGAAGACGCAAAGGUCCAGCCCGUCGGCCAGGGCGCACCUGGCGGGAAUAAGUUCGAUUUCGUGAUGUGCUACGACGUGCUCCACGACUUGGCGGAUCCCGAGCAGCUGAUCCGGGAGGUGCGGAGCGUGCUGGCCGAUGAGGGCGUGUGGGUGAUCGUGGACAUCGCCUCCCAUGGAGACAUGGCGGCCAACAUCCAGCAGCAUCAGAAGGCGCCCACCUACUACGGCAUCUCGGUAUGCGUGUGUCUGGCCUCGGGCUUGUCCACCGCCAACGGCGCGGGCCUGGGCACGCUGGGCUUCCCCCCGGAGGUGGCGGAGCCCAUGUUCCGGCAGAACGGGUUCUCACGGGUCAGGAGCUUUAAGAUGCCGGGCCUGGAGAAGAACCAAUGCUACGAGCUGCAGAUCUGACCCACUCGCGCGGGGAAAAAGAAAGGCCCGCCGAAGCCGAGCGGUGUCCGGUGCAGGGCAGAUGAACAGAUGCCGACUGAGGCCGGCGC
Molecule: messenger RNA, 1520 nt
Organism: Effrenium voratum
Lineage: Eukaryota; Dinophyceae; Suessiales; Symbiodiniaceae
Source: the annotation of a GenBank genome assembly